This is a messenger RNA of Diospyros lotus (date-plum), 2333 nucleotides long. Its product is annotated as ATP-citrate synthase beta chain protein 2. Bases 215 to 2041 code for a protein of 608 amino acids. Gene Ontology annotation, molecular function: ATP citrate synthase activity. The record is from RefSeq and is a predicted model, not a curated record. Gene Ontology annotation, biological process: fatty acid biosynthetic process; acetyl-CoA biosynthetic process; tricarboxylic acid cycle. Gene Ontology annotation, cellular component: cytosol. The transcript has 17 exons. NCBI's taxonomy places the organism in Eukaryota, Viridiplantae, Streptophyta, Magnoliopsida, Ericales, Ebenaceae.
AUGGCUGUGAUGGCUGAUGGCUGAAUUUUAAUAUUGAAAAACCAAGCCAUGAUCCAACUACCUGCUUCACGUGCUCCUCUCUCUCUUUCUAUAUAAACACUUUUCUGACCCUCUUCCUUUGGGCCGCAUUUCUCAAUUCCGAUUCGAUUCCUCUCGCCGGGCUCGUCGGACUUCACUACCACACAGUGGACACAAGGGCUCUUUAGGCUACACAAUGGCUUCUGGACAACUUUUCUCCCCGACUACUCAAGCAUUAUUCUACAACUACAAACAACUUCCCAUCCAGCGGAUGCUUGAUUUUGACUUCCUUUGCGGGAGAGAAACUCCAUCAGUUGCUGGAAUUAUCAACCCUGGUUCUGAGGGAUUCCAGAAGCUCUUUUUCGGUCAGGAGGAAAUUGCCAUCCCUGUACAUUCUACGAUUGAAGCUGCUUGUGCAGCGCAUCCUACUGCUGAUGUUUUUAUAAACUUUGCAUCAUUCAGAAGUGCUGCUGCUUCAUCUAUGGGAGCUCUCAAACAGCCAACCAUUAGAGUUGUGGCUAUAAUAGCUGAAGGUGUUCCCGAAUCAGACACCAAGCAGUUGAUUGGUUAUGCAAGGGCAAACAAUAAGGUUGUCAUUGGCCCAGCUACCGUUGGAGGCGUUCAAGCUGGGGCCUUCAAGAUUGGUGACACUGCUGGAACAAUUGACAAUAUCAUUCAAUGCAAGCUUUACAGGCCUGGAUCUGUUGGUUUCGUCUCCAAAUCCGGUGGUAUGUCUAAUGAAAUGUACAAUACAAUUGCCCGUGUAACAGAUGGAAUUUAUGAAGGUAUUGCAAUUGGAGGAGAUGUGUUCCCAGGCUCUACAUUGUCUGAUCAUGUUUUGCGGUUUAACAACAUCCCACAUGUCAAAAUGAUGGUUGUACUCGGGGAACUUGGUGGGCGCGAUGAGUAUUCCCUUGUGGAGGCCCUGAAGCAGGGGAAAAUCAACAAGCCUGUUGUUGCUUGGGUCAGUGGAACUUGUGCACGCCUAUUUAAGUCAGAAGUGCAAUUUGGUCAUGCGGGAGCUAAGAGUGGUGGUGAAUUGGAGUCUGCACAAGCAAAGAAUCAAGCACUUCAGGAAGCUGGAGCUAUUGUUCCGACUUCAUAUGAAGCAUUUGAAGCUGCAAUUAAAGAGACAUUUGAGAACCUGGUUGAAGCAGGAAAGAUUUCUCCAGUAAAGGAAGUUAAGCCUCCACAGAUCCCUGAAGAUCUUAGCACGGCCAUUAAAAGUGGCAAAGUCCGAGCUCCAACUCAUAUUAUUUCCACCAUAUCUGAUGACAGAGGUGAAGAGCCAUGCUAUGCUGGUGUCCCAAUGUCUUCCAUUGUUGAACAGGGCUACGGUGUGGGUGAUGUCAUCUCCCUGUUGUGGUUCAAACGCAGCCUUCCCCGUUACUGUACAAAGUUUAUUGAGAUUUGCAUCAUGUUAUGUGCUGACCACGGUCCUUGUGUCUCUGGUGCCCACAACACCAUAGUAACCGCGAGGGCUGGAAAAGAUCUGGUAUCCAGUCUUGUUUCAGGUUUGCUAACAAUAGGUCCCCGAUUUGGUGGUGCUAUUGAUGAUGCUGCCCGAUACUUCAAGGAUGCUUAUGAUAAGGGUCUUACACCUUACGAGUUUGUGGAGAGCAUGAAAAAGAAGGGCAUUCGUGUGCCAGGAAUUGGGCACAGGAUCAAGAGAGGUGACAACAGAGACAAGAGAGUAGAGCUGCUACAACUGUUUGCACGCACCAAUUUCCCCUCUGUGAAGUAUAUGGAAUAUGCUGUUCAAGUUGAAGACUACACCCUCUCCAAGUCAAACAACCUGGUCCUUAACGUAGAUGGUGCAAUCGGCUCCCUCUUCUUGGAUCUCCUAGCCGGCAGUGGCAUGUUCACCAAGCAAGAAAUCGAUGAGAUUGUGGGGAUUGGUUACCUGAACGGCCUCUUUGUGUUGGCUCGAUCCAUUGGUUUGAUCGGGCACACCUUCGAUCAGAAGAGAUUGAAGCAGCCGCUAUACCGCCACCCAUGGGAGGAUGUUCUGUACACCAAGUGAGGAGUUUCCGUUUCUGUUUCCGGCUGGCAGAAUGGUGCUUGUUCUAUCAAGUUUAACUUUCCAUUUUGACGUGGUGAUUGUUGAGUAGUUAAAGUUGGUGGUGGUUGAACACGGUUUAAUUUGUUAGUUGCUGCGGUUAAAAUGUUGUAUGGGGGGACAACUCUCCAUUUAUCAUCAUCAUCAUCGUUAUUAUUAUUUAAAACAAGUAGCUGUAAGAAGUGGUCACCAUGAGAAAAAUGUCCUUUUGUUUUUGCUGUUAUGGAGAAAUAACAUAUACCAUUAAUUGUUUUAA